Diceros bicornis minor is the source of this 897-nucleotide messenger RNA. RefSeq names its product NOP16 nucleolar protein (gene NOP16). NCBI's taxonomy places the organism in Eukaryota, Metazoa, Chordata, Mammalia, Perissodactyla, Rhinocerotidae. Bases 63 to 599 code for a protein of 178 amino acids. The transcript is spliced from 5 exons. Gene Ontology annotation, cellular component: nucleolus. Gene Ontology annotation, biological process: ribosomal large subunit biogenesis. The record is from RefSeq and is a predicted model, not a curated record.
AGUCAGCUGCACGAGGUGCUGAGAGGCGCCGAGUCUGAGCUGUCGGUGCGGUGGUCAGCGCGAUGCCCAAGGCUAAGGGGAAGACCCGGAGGCAGAAGUUCGGUUACAAUGUUAACCGCAAGCGUCUGAACCGGAAUGCUCGACGGAAGGCAGCGCCGCGGAUCGAGUGCUCCCACAUCCGACAUGCCUGGGACCACGCCAAAUCGGUGCGGCAGAACCUGGCCGAGAUGGGGUUGGCCAUGGACCCCAACAAGGCGGUGCCCCUCCGUAAGAGAAAGGUGAAGGCCAUGGAGGUGGACGUAGAGGAGAGGCCUAAGGAGCUUGUGCGGAAACCCUAUGUGCUAAAUGACCUGGAGGCAGAAGCCAGCCUCCCAGAAAAGAAAGGAAAUACGCUGUCUCGAGACCUCAUUGACUAUGUACGCUACAUGGUGGAGAACCAUGGGGAGGACUAUAAGGCUAUGGCCCGGGAUGAGAAGAAUUACUAUCAAGAUACGCCGAAACAGAUUCGGAAUAAGAUCAACGUCUAUAAACGGUUUUACCCAGCAGAGUGGCAAGCCUUUCUCGAUUCUUUGCAGAAGAAUAAAAUGGAGGCUGAGUGACUGGUUUACGCCUGCCCCAGGCUGAGGCCUCCUCCUGGACCAGAGAAGCUGGAGCCAGGGUUUAAGGCAAGGAGGCAUGUGUGGCUACAGAUGAGGCUGGCCAAACCCCAUGGAGUCAAAAGGUUAUACACACACACACUCUCUCAUACUCCCCUCUCUGGGGAAGGAACUGUCUCGCAGAGGCUCCAGUUUAUAUUCUGGGGGCUCUGGGAAAAGCCAGAACCUGCUAUUUCCAGAGUGGAUGGUUUGUGUGAAUGUAGUUUGUACAUAAUAAAACAAAGCUAUUUUACUUCUCUGA